GCAGCUACAAACACACAAUACAACCUCUACCAACUCUCUCCUCUGUAACCAUACCGCCUCCUCCAGCGCGAUAGUAGAGAGCUAUACUCCUAUCGCUAAGCACUUCCAUCGCCAUGUCCGGCCCCGAAGUCCAUCACCUCUUCCACGCUCCCAUCGCCGACCACUCGUUCUCCGCCGACCGCCAGACCGUCGCUGUAGCAAAGGAGAACAUUGUCGAACUCUACGGCAAAUCAGGCAACAAAUUCGUGUUGAAAGAUGAGCUCAAAGGCCAUGACAAGACCGUCACGGGUGUCGAUAUCGCGCCCAACAGCGGCAUGAUCGUGACCUGUUCUCAAGAUCGAAACGCCUACGUUUGGGAACCCUCGCCGUCAGGCUGGAAACCCACGCUGGUCCUCCUCCGCAUCAACCGAGCCGCCACGUUCGUCCGCUGGUCGCCCUCGGAGAAGAAAUUCGCCGUCGGCUCCGGCGCACGGCUCAUUGCAGUCUGCUACUUUGAAGAGGAAAACGACUGGUGGGUCUCGAAACACCUGAAAAAGCCGAUCCGCAGCACCGUGACAACUCUGGCGUGGCACCCAAACAGUGUGCUCUUGGCCGCCGGGUCGACCGACUCCCACGCCCGCGUGUUCUCGGGCUUCAUCAAGGGCAUCGACGAGCGUCCCGAGCCCAGCGUAUGGGGCGAGCGGCUGCCCUUCAACACCGUGUGCGGCGAGUACCUCAAUGAUUCGGCGGGAUGGGUGCACGCCGUGUCGUUCAGCCCGAGCGGUGACGCCUUGGCCUUUGCGGCGCACGACAGCAGCAUUACUGUCGUCUACCCGAGUGGUCCGGACAGCCCGCCUAAGGCGAUGCUGAGUAUCUCGAUGCAGACGUUGCCGUAUACAAGCUUGAUCUGGAACGGCGAGAGCGAGAUCAUUGCUGCCGGGUACGAUUGCGAGGCGUUCAGAUUCCGUGGGAGUGAGGCCGGCUGGGAAAUGGUGGGCAGUGUCGAGGCCAAGACCCGGCCGGGCAUGGGCAGCGGCGCAAGGGAAGAGUCCGCCUUGCACAUGUUCAGACAGAUGGAUCUGAAGGGGAAGGUCAAGGACGAUACGCAGCUCAAUACCACGCAUCAGAAUACCAUCAAUACGCUCCGUGUGUAUGAAGGGUCCGCCGCGGGUGUGAGGAAGUUUAGUACGAGUGGUGUCGAUGGAAGGAUCGUUGUAUGGACCAUCUAGAUGGCAUCAUGGCAAGAAUUCCGGCACACAGAAUAGGAAGCCAAAAGUCAACUACUGGAAACCGCGGCCGGUCAGAAAUGGAACCUCCCAAUGGCUUACGAAAAGGGAAAAGGAUGAGACUUCGGUUUGUGUUAGUUCAAGAUGCACUACCGAACUGCCAGGUAAUGGUCGACAUUUUCGGGCUUCUGUCUCUCUUGCAGAGACUUCAGUAUAUCCGUCAGGCACUCCUUUCUUCCUUGGUCAAGUCCAUAAUUACCUCAUCGUCUCCAGUCUCUGUCUGACUGCCCACCGUUGCCUCAGAAUCGGAGUCACCCUCCUGCAUCAACUGGUAUGCCUCCUCUUGUUUGACCUGGACAUCGGUCGGAAAGGGGUGCGCAGCCUCGUGCUCCUUCAACAGGUAUUCCUCCUCUUCAAUUUCGAUGACGGAGCUGUCGCACGCACGCACAUCUGCUCCCGGCAAGUCAUUCACUGAAGUCCCGCCUCGUACACACCUCUGCUCGUACGCUUCACCCAUCGAGGCGUCCCGUCCAGUCGUGCUCCCACCCACGGUCUCAGCAUCAAUAGCCCUCAUCCUCACCGCAAACUCGACCUGUAAUCUCUUCAACCACGCGGUGAGAUUCCUUGGUUCGGUUUCACCACUCGCGCAACUCUCCCUGGCUUGAACAAGCUGCUCACGCAGAUUCAACAGCAACUUCCUCCGUCUCGCCAGUGCCGUAGCCUGUGGAUCUCGUCUCCGCGCCUCAUUCCGCUCAUGCAGCAUCCUCGACACACCCUCGGCGACCUCGACCACCUGCCCAGGUAGACCGAUGACCUUCGCCAGCGCCAGGCCGUAGAACUUCUCCUCCUCGUACCCGUCCGAGAUCUUGUAGCGCAUCUUCAUCUUGGAAUAAUCAUCGCUGAUAUCCACGGCAAGAUGCAGAUUGACUACACCUGCACGCUCGGCCAAGAUUCGCGGUAGAUCUCGAAAAUGCGUAACGAACCACACCAGCGCCUUGGACUCGAUCAACGCCUCGGCAAUAGCAAUGGCGAUCGCCAAUCCGUCCGUCGUGCUCGUCCCGCGCCCGAGCUCGUCGAUAAUGACGAGACUGUGCUCAGAGAUGUUGUGCAGAAUGAACGCCAUCGCCCGCAUCUCGCUGGCGAAAGUAGACACGUUGGCUUCGAUGCUGUCGUCCGUCGACACGCGCGCGAAGAGCUGCCG
Molecule: messenger RNA, 2406 nt
Organism: Exophiala xenobiotica
Lineage: Eukaryota; Fungi; Ascomycota; Eurotiomycetes; Chaetothyriales; Herpotrichiellaceae
Exons: 2
Coding region: 114-1208 (364 amino acids)
Biological process (GO): Arp2/3 complex-mediated actin nucleation
Cellular component (GO): actin cytoskeleton; Arp2/3 protein complex
Molecular function (GO): actin filament binding
Source: RefSeq, a predicted model, not a curated record